Molecule: messenger RNA, 983 nt
Organism: Mercenaria mercenaria
Lineage: Eukaryota; Metazoa; Mollusca; Bivalvia; Venerida; Veneridae
Exons: 4
Coding region: 28-654 (208 amino acids)
Biological process (GO): mitochondrial electron transport, NADH to ubiquinone
Source: RefSeq, a predicted model, not a curated record
AGCAAAGUUGUCAUCAAGGUCGCCAAGAUGGCGGACACGAAGGUGCCUGCGACCGGGCCAAAACAAAAAUUACCUGCAAUUCCUGAUAUUGAAUCACCUUUACCCAAUGAGAAGGUAUGGGAAUACCGGAGGCGUGUACUUCAAGCUCAAAUCAACAAAGGGAGCAGAUAUCCGCCGUUUUCAAUCGAGCCUAUGCCAUGGGAAAGGCAAAGGAUAAAUAGCCCUAUGUCUGAAGAAGAUAGAUUUCUCAGAAAACAGUGGCUUAGAGACCAAAACUUGUCACCAAAUGAACCAAGGAAUGUUCCUGAGGCAAAGCCCAUGUUCAGAGCGAGACGCCUUAUAAGGAUACCAUGGGACAUGGCUGAAGUUGUGAUGGCGAAAGUAAUAGGCCAAAAUGCAGCUGGAGUUAUACGUUUGAUCACUCCUAAAAUUCUCUUUGCUUAUGUUCUUGGUGUAGCUGGGUUCUAUCAUAUAUACUACAACCCUAGGUCGUGGGAGUCACAUCAUGGUUUCUUUUUAUUUGGGAGCAGACGAUCUAGAUUUCCAGGAGCGGAUCAUAGUGCUUUUCCACCAGAUGUUGAAACAUUUAACUUGCAAGGAUUUGAUUACAGAAAAAGUCAUUUAAAUGCAAGGACAAGUGCACAAGGACAGUAAUUGGUGUAUUCUUUGAUGAACUUCUUAAAACAUGUCAGGAAUUAGAAGUACAUUAGGUUUUCCUGAUCUAUAAUGAUGCAUUUAUCAAAAUUCUCUAGUAUUUACUGAAACCUUAUUUACAGUAGAAAUUUCUGAAAAGAGAAAUGUGCUAGAAUUGUUCAGAAAAAAAAUUUGUUUACAACACUCUUAAAUUGCCAAUGUAACUCUUGUUAGCAGCAUUGACUUCUAGAUGCAUUGUAAUUUAGAAUACAGAAUUUGGUAUGGAAAAAAUGUAUUCAUUGAUAUUGAUAGAAAGCUGUUUGUUUUGUAAAAUAAAAUAUUAAAGAAAA